Molecule: messenger RNA, 492 nt
Organism: Acanthoscelides obtectus
Lineage: Eukaryota; Metazoa; Arthropoda; Insecta; Coleoptera; Chrysomelidae
Source: the annotation of a GenBank genome assembly
AUGGUCUUGACGCCUAAAACUUGCCUCGCACUUCUUGAAUUCUGUCCUCCAAAGUUUCGAAAAUCCGUGUUUCCAACUCGCAAGAUUUUUCCAUAUAUUUAUCUUGCAAUUCUUUUUUUAAAUUGGCAGUAUUUUCCAAACACUUCUCUUCUAAUUUGGCUGUACUUUCCAAGAGUUUUCCUUCUAGGUUGGCACAAUUUUCCACGCGCUUUACUUCUAGGUUUGCACAAUUUUCCACGAGCUUAUUUUCUAACUUGGCUGAGUUUUCUAAAAGAUCGGCACAAUUUUCCACGAGCUUUCCUUCUAGGUUAGCACAAUUUUCCACGAGCUUGUGUUCUAACUUGGUCGAAAGGUUUUGCAGCAUUAAACCAAUAUCCCCUUCACCGGUAAAAAUGAAAAUAUCCGGCUCCUCACCUUCCUCAAUCAGUGCUUGACGAAGCCGCUCCUGUAAUUCUGCUUUCUUUCCAGCCAUGUCGCACCCUCUUUCCUCCA